AUGGCCGAACACUUUAAAGAAAGAAGUAGAUGUCUUGUGUGCCUGACCUACCUGGAGACGCCCAUGUACCUGAAAUGUGGCUAUGUCUGCUGCCUGCGCUGCAUGGAUUCACUGCAGAAGGAGCCCAACGGGCAUGGUUUACUGUGCCCCUCCUGCUCCGUGGUCUCUCAGAAGGAGGACAUGAGGCCCGGUACCCAUCUUGGGAGGCUGGUUUCAAAGAUCAAGGAGCUGGAGCCCCAGCUGAGAGCCACUCUACAGAUGAACCCAAAGAUGCGCAAGUUCCAAGUGGAGGUGACUCUGGAUGUGGACACCGCCAACCACCACCUUAUCAUUUCUGAGGACCUGAAGAGUGUCCACUGUGGGUAUUCCAAACAGAACCGGAGCGCCCGGCCUGAGAGAUUCGACUAUGCCAUCUGUGUCCUGGGCUCCCCUGGCUUCCCCUCUGGCCGCCACUACUGGGAAGUGGACAUGGGGACGAGCAAGGAAUGGGAUGUGGGUGUUUGCAGAGACUCUGCUAAGCGACAAGGGCCAAUUCUACUGUCCUCAGAACUUGGCUUCUGGACAGUGGGCUUGAGGAAUGGUGAUCUCUUCCAAGCCAGCACCAUGCCUGUGACUGUUCUCUCAGUAAGCCCUCGCUUACACCGAUUAGGCAUCUUCCUGGACAUGAAUUUUGGCACUGUUUCCUUUUAUCACAUUAGUGAUGGAUCCCAUAUUUUCACCUUCACUGGCAUUCCUGCUGUGGAGCUGCUGCGUCCGUUUUUUGCUCCUGCGAAUCCGUUCACGGAUGGUCAAGGCUUCCUGAGAAUCUGUCCUGUAAUGAAUCCAGGCAUUGUUAGCUCUCCAGUGGAUUCUGAUACAGAACACUUCUAGAGAAUUCCCGUGUGCUCAGAGCCGGAGCUGGGACCUUUCUUGCUUGUUACAUGGACUGUACAAGGGGCAGCAGACAAACAUGGAACAGUCAGAGAAUCAUGAACACUGAGAUAAAGGAGAAGUAGAUAUCAAACAUUAAGUAUCACCACAGUAAAUCUCCUUUGGGACUUCUCAUAUUUCUGUUCCAAUGAAUGGGCUCUGGAUUUUCAGAUCAAUCUCCAAAUGUUUUUACUUUCUGCAAUAUUAACUUAAUGUGUGAUGGAGGUUAUAAACUUUAAAAAUUGGGGAUCCCUGGGUGGCACAGCGGUUUGGCACCUGCCUUUGGCCCAGGGAGCGAUCCUGGAGACCCGGGAUCGAAUCCCACGUCGGGCUCCCGGUGCAUGGAGCCUGC
Molecule: messenger RNA, 1261 nt
Organism: Nyctereutes procyonoides (raccoon dog)
Lineage: Eukaryota; Metazoa; Chordata; Mammalia; Carnivora; Canidae
Gene: RFPL4A
Product: ret finger protein like 4A
Exons: 2
Coding region: 1-870 (289 amino acids)
Molecular function (GO): protein binding
Source: RefSeq, a predicted model, not a curated record